Messenger RNA from Mesoplodon densirostris (Blainville's beaked whale), 353 nucleotides. Its product is annotated as ubiquitin-fold modifier 1-like. NCBI's taxonomy places the organism in Eukaryota, Metazoa, Chordata, Mammalia, Artiodactyla, Ziphiidae. Bases 5 to 232 code for a protein of 75 amino acids. The record is from RefSeq and is a predicted model, not a curated record. Gene Ontology annotation, cellular component: nucleus; cytoplasm. The transcript has a single exon. Gene Ontology annotation, biological process: protein K69-linked ufmylation.
CACCAUGUCGAAGGUUUCCUUUAAGAUCACACUGACGUUGGACCCGCAGCUACCAUACAAAGUACUCAGUGUUCCUGAAAGUACACCUUCUACAGCAGUCUUAAAGUUUGCAGCAGAAGAAUUUAAAGUUCCUGCAGCAACAGGUGCAAUUAUUACCAAUGAUGGAAUAGGAACAAAUCCUGCACAGACUGCUGGAAAUGUUUUUCUAAAGCACGGUUCAGAAUGCGAAUAAUUCCUAGAGAUUGUGUUGGAAGUUGUUAAUUUUUGCUGCUUGGAACAUAAAAUCCCCUUCCAGAAUAAAUAUUGACAUUGUUAUUGUUGUAAAAUUGGAGUCAGGCAUUUGAAAUCUUAUG